AUGUCCCAGGACCUGUAGCACAUGCAAGCAUCAGCAUUACUUUUUUAUGCAGUUGGAUGUUUAGCAUUUAACAUCGCUAACUUCAUCAUUAUUGCUCAUACUGUCCUUGUCUUUGUCAUCCUCAUCAUUUUCAUCUAAAACUACUUCUUUCAAGCUCACCUCUUAUCAUGUAUUUGGAGAACAAAAGCAACCUGGACAUUGAGAUGUCUCAAACAUCAGCCCAAGUCCAUCAGGGCAGGAGCAGCCUGAGGACACCAGAGGCAGUUGCAGGGAACUUUGGGCAGCUCCGUCUGCUGCAGGACAUCUCAGAGAGAAGAGACACCCAGAAGCUCCAGCAGUCUGCGGUCCUGCCCUCGGGACAGUGUGUCAUCCAUGCUGAAGGCUUUGUCCCUGUUCGACAAGAGGAUGGACAUAAUUUCAGUGUGGUUAAUAUUCUCAGAGGAAAAACAAAUUCAGCCAACCUUACAGAGAGGUCGCCUCUGCUGAGAUUGUCUCAAGAUGACAACAUAACCUACCUGACCCUGCAUGACCCCAGCUUUGCUGGAGGAGAAGAACCAUGGCACAGCAGCUCCCUGGAUUUGGAUAGGAGGUGUAGACUGGGCAGCGAGGUCACCAGCCUGUCCCUGUCCCGCUCCAGCUCCUCAGAGAAGAGUGACCCUCUGGACAAUGUCAACCUCAACUUCAGAUUCACCAGUAGUAUGAGAUGCUGCUUCAGAGUCUCAAAAAUCGCCACAAUCUUUACUAUUGUCAUUCUCUGCAGUCUGUUCUUCAGCAUGUAUCCAGAUCGAGACAACCCCUGGAGGAUGUUGGCAGUCUCUUCAACAGAGAGUUUUUCGAUGAACCUGACAGAUUUCCGUGACAACGCUUUGCUUAAGCUACAGGUGGGGGGACCUUUCACAGGAGGGAUGACUGAUGUCACCAUUCAGGACUACAUUCUGAUCCAGGUGGAGCAGACCGAGCAGCCGGGACAACGGAGGAGGAGGACUCAACAGGUGCUUUAUAAUUGGACCAUUCCUCUUCACAGCAAACGAAGUGACCAGAUACUGUUGACAAAAACCUUUGAGAUGCUCAGCAGCGAUCCCAUCAUAAUCACAAUUCAGGCCUUCCUGCAGGAUAAUGAGGUGGUGCCGUUGUCCAUGACCCACCAGUCGCUCUAUGUCAGUGUGGAGACACAGGUGGCCAUUGCUGGAGUCAUCCUGGCUGGAGUCUAUGUCCUCAUCAUCUUUGAGACUGUACACCGCACUCUGGCUGCCAUGCUGGGGUCUCUGGCAGCCUUAGCUGCUCUGGCCAUCAUUGGUGAUCGACCCAGUCUGGUUACUGUGGUAGAGUGGAUCGAUUACGAGACACUGGCUCUUCUGUUUGGCAUGAUGGUACUGGUGGCCAUCUUUUCAGAGACAGGUUUCUUCGAUUACUGCGCUGUUAAGGCUUACCAGUUAUCCAGGGGAAGAGUGUGGCCAAUGAUCAUCAUCCUCUGUCUCAUUGCCGCCAUCUUGUCUGCUUUUCUGGACAAUGUGACCACUAUGAUGCUUUUCACCCCUGUCACCAUAAGGUUGUGUGAGGUGCUUAAUCUAGACCCCAGACAUGUCCUGAUUGCAGAAGUAAUCUUCACUAACAUCGGAGGGGCCGCCACAGCUGUCGGAGAUCCUCCCAAUGUGAUUAUAGUAUCAAAUCAGGACCUGCGCAAACAAGGGAUAGAUUUUGCCAGUUUUACAGGCUAUAUGUUCCUUGGAAUAUGCCUCGUCCUUUUGACCUCAUUUCCUUUCCUGCGGAUGCUCUACUGGAACAAAAAGCUCUACAAUAAAGAGUCAAUUGAAAUAGUAGAACUAAAGCAUGAGAUCUUGGUUUGGAAACAGACGGCUCAGCGCAUUAACCCCGCUAGCCGAGAGGAGACAGCUGUGAAAUGCCUCCUGAUGCAAAAAGUCCUCAACCUGGAGAGUCUGCUCCGCAAGAUGAUGAAAACCUUCCAAAGACAAAUUUCCCAGGAGGAUAAGAACUGGGAGCAAAACAUUCAAGAACUGCAAAAAAAGCACAGAAUAACUGACAAGGUUCUCUUGGUGAAAUGUGUGUCCGUCCUCGCUGUUGUGAUCUUCAUGUUCUUUCUCAACUCCUUCAUUCCCAGAAUUCAUCUUGACCUUGGUUGGAUUGCUAUCCUGGGUGCACUGUGGCUUUUGGUUUUGGCUGACAUCCAGGAUUUUGAGAUAAUCUUGCACCGAGUGGAAUGGGCCACAUUAUUGUUCUUUGCUGGCCUCUUUGUUUUGAUGGAGGCUUUAGCCCAACUGCAGCUAAUUGACUAUAUUGGAGAAAAUACUGCAUUUCUCUCUCAGGCGGUGCCAGAAGACCAGCGCUUGGCCAUAGCCAUUAUCUUGGUGAUGUGGGUCUCUGCACUGGCUUCCUCUCUCAUUGACAACAUUCCCUUCACUGCCACCAUGAUCCCGGUUCUCAUCAGCCUGAGUCAGGAUGCAGAUGUUAACCUGCCAGUAAAGCCUCUCAUCUUUGCCUUGGCUAUGGGAGCCUGUCUCGGAGGAAAUGGCACAUUGAUAGGAGCAUCCGCCAAUGUUGUGUGUGCAGGAAUUGCAGAACAACAUGGCUAUGGCUUUUCCUUCAUGGAGUUCUUCAGGUUAGGAUUCCCCAUGAUGAUAAUGACAUGUAUGAUUGCCAUGUGCUACCUGCUGGCCACACACAUUGGACUUGGAUGGAACAUGUAAUCCACACCUGUUGUACUGUCCUAAAGCGACUGAGUGCGUGUGUGUGUGUGUGUGCGCGCACGUGCAAACGACAACUCCCCCAAGCAUUUGGAGUCUGCUCACUGUAGUGUGAUGUGUAACCUGACUGACUGAUUACAUACAUUAUUUAAAGCAGUGUAGCCAUUUAUUUGAACAUAUGGAAAGUAUUUAUAAAAAACGUUUAGAUGAGGAACCAGAAUUUACAGGAGAUUUGGCCAAAAACCUGUCUGUACUGAAACAAUGGAUGCCUCCACUCCUUAAUGCUAUACAUGGUGCUACUACCUGAGUGGGUAUAACUUGUGUCUCAUACUUUUAGAAAUCCACACAGUCUAUUUCCCAAAGCAGCAACUAAUGUUUCUAGGCAUGUAUUACCUUGAUCAACUUUGAGACACUUUGUUUUAGACAUUUCACCCAUAGUUUAUCAAACAUGUCAUUUUAAAGAACCCAUGAGACCCAGUGGAAGGGGCUUCAUAACAGUUUGUGUCUAAUAUUCUUUUGCUGGAUUCCCAAAUCUCAAUGACAUGAAUGUGAGUCUGAAAAAACAAAAGGAUCAUUCAUAAUUUUGCUCAAAACAGAUGGUUAGAGAUGAUGCAGACUGUUAUCCAAAUGUUGUAUACUACCUAUAGUACUGAGUAGACAGUGAUCUCAUGUAAACUCCAUGGUUUAGUUCAGUUAACAGUUCUGUAGAAAAACUUUAAUCA
Messenger RNA from Monopterus albus (swamp eel), 3424 nucleotides. It is a transcript of the gene oca2, whose product is annotated as oculocutaneous albinism II. Gene Ontology annotation, biological process: melanocyte differentiation; melanin biosynthetic process; transmembrane transport. The coding region runs from base 168 to 2705 and encodes 845 amino acids. Lineage: Eukaryota; Metazoa; Chordata; Actinopteri; Synbranchiformes; Synbranchidae. The transcript has 24 exons. The record is from RefSeq and is a predicted model, not a curated record. Gene Ontology annotation, cellular component: melanosome membrane.